AACACGCAACAGUAUCACGGCAUCGUUUUUUCCCCUGAAGUAUCACGGCAUCGUUCGCACGAUCCCCUGCCGCACCGAUCCCAGCCGGAUCUUCCACCGGCGGCAAGAGCUUCCCAGCGAUGGCGUCCAAAAUCUCGCAUCCUCUCAUACUCCCCCUCCUCCUCUUCAUCCUGCCGCUUUCUGCCCCAUGGACGGCGGCCGACGACGACGGGGCGGUGGCGAGGUCGGCCUUCCCCAUGGACGGCGACGUAGCGUGGGUGGUGCAGGUCAGCGACCUCCACAUCAGCGCCUACCACCCGGACCGCGCCGCCGACCUAGUGAGCCUCCUCGGCUCUGCCCUUCGCACCAUCCGCCCCCACCUCCUCCUGGUCUCCGGCGACAUCACCGAUGCAAAAAAUAGUAAAAGAACUACAUCCAGACAGGAUGAAGAUGAAUGGAUUACAUACAAGAAAACUAUUGAUGCACUUGUUGCAAAAGGCGGUAUUGAUAAGAGGAGGAUAUUUGAUAUUAGAGGCAAUCAUGAUACAUAUGGAGUUCCCUAUAGAGGAAGCGAAUUGGACUUCUUUUCAACUUACAGUGUUAACUCACAGCUUGGCCGAUUAAGCACCAUUAAUAGCAUAAUGCUCCAGGGAGAUAGAAGUUAUUUAUUCUUGGGCAUCGAUGAUACAAUGAGUGUUGGCAUUCGGUUUCCUACAAAUUUAUUUGGACAUCCUACUGAUAAGAGGAUAGAAGCAGUUAAUUCAGAAUUAGGGUACUGGACCAAUCAUUCAAAUGUUCCGAUUACAAAAGUUGUAUUUGGACAUUUCCCUAUGUCGUUCACUACUUCAUCUGAAGGAGGACAGCGUUAUGAAAGCGUGUUUGCAAGGCAGUCAAUUUCAGCAUACCUAUGCGGUCAUCUGCAUGCGAAAGUUAGUAAGCAGCUUUGGAGGCAUCAUCAAAUGAGAACAGAAGAGUGCUCUUCAAGCUUUUGGGAAUGGGAACUUGGAGACUGGAAAGAGUCCAGAUUGAUGAGGAUUUUAGCAAUAGACGGAGGAGCAGUCUCUUUCAUUGACCAUACGUUAAACCAACCAUUCCAAACUUCUAUCUUGAUCACUUAUCCAACAGAUUCAAGAAAUAUGAAUAUAUUGGAAUCAAAGAAGGGGCCACCUAGAAAUUAUAUAAACGUUCUUGUCUUCUCUGAAGAACCUAUCCUCAAUGUAAGUGCAAUAGUUUUUGAUUCUCAUAAUGAGUUCAAGAUAGUUGAGGAGAUGCCUCUGCUACCUGUUGCCAGUUCUUCUCAGAAACCUUUGUUCCAUGCCAAGUGGAAUGCUAAAAAUUACAAAAGUCCAUCUCCUACUCGCUACUGGUUGCAAGUGAUCGUGCUAGAUUCUAAUGGUAAGAAGACCUUAAGUGAGCGAAGACCAUUUUCAGUCGAGGGCAAGAUAGCGAUUCUACACCGCCCAUGGCUCAACCGUUUGAUAUUUGAAGUUGAAUGGGAAGACGCUUAUAAAGUUCUCCUCUGGAGUAAUUUAGCCUUCACCAUUCUGUUGUUAUUCAUUCCACAAGUCCUGUACCAUUUUCUAAAGAAAAAGUCAUCACAUCAAAGGUGGGCUUUGUCAAUUCUAACAUCCCCUGUCCAGCAGCGAAAGGCUUGGUUUUGGUUGGUCUUGUUUUUAAUGGAGGGUGCAAACAGCAAACCGUUCUGGUUUUCUUUGUCCCUGUAUGUUCUUUGGAUCACCCAGAUGCCGUGGUUUUGGGGUCAUGCAACAUCUGAAAAUGGAGAAAUUGCUCAAAUGUACAUAUCUGGAUGGAGCAUACCUUUUGGUAUGGCAAACUACAAGCUGAGCAGCCCAGAUGUGAUGGUGAUCACCCUGCCUUUCCUAUACCUGGUGGUUGUCCCUGUAGUAGUCCUUGCAUAUGGCUUGUUUGCAGAAAGGGCUGCUGCUUAUUUGCGGUACCAUAGAAGAGCAGAAGACAGAGCUAACACAGCAGAUACAACGGCUGAGGCAGCAUGCUUUCUGCCAGGUUCUCCAGGUCCAGGAGCUUUAAUGAACCUAUCUUGCAAGAGCAAGAUAAAGUUCGUGUUGAUCAAAUUUUUUGGUGGCUGGACAAGAAGGAUAAUUCUACUCGCGUGCUUGAUCACGGCCACGAUACAUUUGAAGCUUUCUUCAAUGUUAAUGUCAGCCUAUGGGUCAACACCAGUUGCCUUGUCUCCCCCAUUAACAUGGAUGCCAAUAUUACUAUUAAGUGUUGCUGCCUACUGCACAGUGCUCCCUGUAGGUUAGCGUAGAACUCAGAACUGUGUAUUUCUGAAGGCAACUGGUGUUGGUGCACCAGCUGCCUACUGCACAAUGCUACUGUGCUUGGGUACUUACUCCUGUUGUAUACCAGAACCUGGAACGCGCUACCCUUUGCAACUAAGAAAUUAUCGAAUAGAAGAAACUGUUUUAAGUUGUAAUAAAGCUAAGUUAGGACAAGUCACUAGCUAAGCUAGGAUCAGACCGGAAAGCAAAACACACACACACAAUCCUAGUGGCUGUUUCUUGUAUCUUAACCUGGUGCCCCAUCAAACUUUCCUAUGAUUUGCAGGAUUCUCAAAAUGCAGGAAUAAGAAAAAUAUGGGAUUGAAGUGGCAUGCCCACUCUAUAGGAUUAGCAGAGUUUGUUUGGUGCCAUAGGAAAAACAAAUGAAUUGUAAAAAGAGGAUGAAAUGUAGUGCAAAUGAGUUCUUUCCAAUUAAUCAAAUGACCAACUUACGAGAAA
Triticum aestivum (bread wheat) is the source of this 2741-nucleotide messenger RNA. RefSeq names its product putative metallophosphoesterase At3g03305. Lineage: Eukaryota; Viridiplantae; Streptophyta; Magnoliopsida; Poales; Poaceae. The transcript has 4 exons. Gene Ontology annotation, molecular function: hydrolase activity. The record is from RefSeq and is a predicted model, not a curated record. Bases 120 to 2264 code for a protein of 714 amino acids.